UCGGUUUAACCGCCGGUAUGAUAAGAUGUGUUUGAACGAGUUCAGACCGGUGAUUUUUGGAAGUUGCUUUGGAACCUACCAAGGCCUUACUCAUUUACAUAAGGAUUGGAGAAUGGCGUAUGGGGAUAACCUUUUCCCCCGGAGCCAUUACAGAACAGAACAGAACAACACCGCGUUCGAUGUCCGAUGUAUGACGUUCGAUAUCCAACAGGAGAACAGUUUUCUAAUAGAGAAUUCAAUUCUCUAUUGGAAAGCUAUUUUUUUAUUGGAUAUCGGACGUCGUUGUCGGACAUCGCGCAGUGUGAAUCCUGCUAUAGCUAGUCUUGAUUAUCGUGCAGUGUAUUGCUGUUUCUGUACGAUCAGUUCAGUUUGCGGCUGUCGUGCGUGUGUGGUGUAUCUUGUAUGUGUGUCAUUUACAAAAUAAACAUUGAUCUUGUAAAAGCUAUCUUUCGGAUUAUUUCAAUAAGAAAUUCAACAAACAGUGAAAUCAUUCGAAUGCAUAUGUUUGCCAUUAUAAUGAAAUCUCACGGUUGUGACUAUUUUGUGGGAUAUGUACGUGACUAAUACAAGAUAGGAAAAAUGGCGAGCAAAUUGCCGAUGGAAUUCAAAAAAUAUUAUCGGAACAAGAAUCAAUUACAGCAUGUACUUGAGGAGACACAACGUGCGUUGGAAGCUAUAAAUCUUGAAAAUUUUUUCCCAGGAGAAAAUAUCAUCAAAGAGUUAUUGCCGCCUUUGACAUUGAAUAAAGUGACAUACAUACUCGAUAAUUUCCCUGCGAUAAUCGUUUUGGGACAGGACAACAAAGCCAAAGCUUCACUGGUUAAUAACUUAUUCUCCACUGAUAUUCUACCAUUAUCCAAUGGUUCAUGGAGAUGGGUUAAGCUCACGUAUGGACACACCAAUCAUGUCAGUCUUACUUUAAGCUUAGAAUAUGAAGUAAUCGAAAAACUACAAGCAAAUGAGAAACCAUGGAAUACACUUCCUGUUGAAGAUCUAACAAUGUCAGGAAGUGAAGACGUCAACUGCCCAACAAUACUGGAUGUGAAAUUAGAUCAAGCAAUUCUAAAAGACGAUGUCCACAUAUUUAUCGUUCCAAACAGUGGUGCCAUCAAGGUUCUUGCUAAGGGCUCAUUGCGUAUCUUACCCAUAUUUCUUUAUGCUCUUGGAGAACAACCAUUAACUGAGGAGAAUAUGGAAGAGUUGAAAGAAUUGAAAGAAACUUACCCGUAUUAUCCAGUUUUGUUCAUAUCGUCAUUAACAGAUAUUUCGUUUGACUCUUUCAUAGACGCGGAAUUGACGGAGUCUGAACAGCACAGUUUACAAAAUCAAAGACUGGUUUCAAAUGAUCUUAGCGAGCCAAAGAGUGACAACAGUAUUAGUAUUGACAAAAUGAAUUCACUUGGCCUAACAUGGCUGAAUCAAUUAACGAAUUUAGGAUUUCUCGGCAUGGAAGAAUCUGUGGAAGUACACAAAUUAACGUGGCUUGUCGGCGAUCAGUAUGUUAAUUCGAGCCAUCUAGUGGAUUCAUGCAACAAAAUGGACGACAUAUUAUCUUUUACUCGUAACUGCUUGCAAAAUUACUUAUUUAGCGCCAGUAGUUGGUUGAAUGAGAUACACACGAUCAGUUUACGUAAAUUUAUUCUGAGUGCGUUUGAUAUGGCACGAAAAAUACAGAUUACUCCUAGAAGAAUACAAUACGCCCAACAAAAAGAGAACGAACUUUACGCCAAUCUGAUGAAAGUUGUUAAUGAACAGCAAGAAGCAUUGUCUGGAUUGAUACAAUUCAACAUUGAAGAUAUGAAAAACGAGAUAUUAAUAUCUAUCAAUGAUAUUUCUCAACAUCAAACUACUGUCGGUGAUAACGAACGGGUAGAGUGGACAACUACUGUUCGUGUCGCAACGUCGGAAGUUCAGCAAUACGUGUUGGGUCGUUUGGGUAAGAAAGUCGCAAAAGAGCUCGUAGAUUCAAUCAACUGUCUUCGAGAAACAUUUGUUGGGACUCUUGAACGCUGUUUAAUAAGUCUCGAAAAGACCUACGAACAUGAUAAUAAUUCGCUGGCCAGUGACGCAUUAAAACAAAUUCUUUCCACAGCAUACAACAUAGAAUUGCACAAUUCGUCGCCAUCUUUGGUGCAUUCAUUUUUGGAAAGAUUGAGACAGCUUUUCAAGACUCUGCCAUUACCGUGGGCACCAACUCCGACUUUAGACGUGGCCUGGAGAAGGAAGGUCACAAUAGACGUCUUGAACUCUUUGUCGGCAGCGAGAUUGGCAAGAACAAUAUCCAUGCAGUUCAAAGAGAAGUUAAAGUCGUCGCAUGACAUCUUUCAGAACGCUAUGGAAUCUCUGGAGAACUAUUAUUCGGGAAAUCUGGAGAGGACAGAGGAACAGAGGAUAGCUAUACGAAAGUACCAUGCGCCUAAAUUAGCUAAACUCGCGUUGGAAUCCAUGUCCAUGAUGGACACAGUUCGUUUCGGUAUCCCGCAAUGCGGCAAGGAGAUCGGAAGAGGACAAUACGGAGUAGUUUACUCGUGCGACGGCUGGGGUGGAGCCCCAGGUCCGUGUGCAAUCAAAUCGGUCGUACCGCCGGACGAAAGGCACUGGAACGAUCUUGCGAUGGAAGUUUACUACACUAGAUCGAUACCGGAUCACAAGAGAAUAGUAAAACUUCGUGGAUCGAUCAUAGAUCUAUCGUACGGCGGAGGAUUCGGAUCAGGAGCUGUCUUGUUAAUCACUGAUCGACUAAGUCGCGAUUUGUACUGUGGCUUACGCACUGGUCUUUCAUGGCUGGAACGUAUACAAGUAGCGAUAGACGUGUUGGAAGCGAUACGCUAUCUUCACUCGCAAGGCCUAGUACAUCGAGAUAUCAAACUGAAGAAUGUCUUGCUCGAUACGGAAAAUAGGGCUAAACUAACAGAUCUCGGAUUUUGUAUCACAGAAGCUAUGAUGUCUGGUAGUAUUGUAGGAACGCCAAUCCAUAUGGCACCGGAACUUCUAUCUGGUCAUUAUGAUAGUAGUGUCGAUGUAUAUGCCUUCGGAAUCUUGUUUUGGUAUAUAUGUGCCGGUAAUGUUCGACUACCGUAUGCUUUUGAGCAAUUUCAUAACAAGGAGCAAUUGUGGAUAAACGUACGGAAAGGUAUCAGGCCUGAAAAAUUGUCACGUUUCGACGAGGAGUGCUGGACAUUGAUGGAGCAAUGUUGGUCUGGGGAGCCGUCUAAACGUCCGCUGCUCGGUGCAAUUCAACCAGUGUUAGAGUCUAUUCAGCAAAAAGCGGAAAGAGGCAAGUCCUUUCAACAAAGCGACGCGCUGAAGCUAGAAGAUACAGAGUCAUCAUCCGAACAAACAAAUCCUGCGCUAGCAUUAGCAGAGCCUAAUAACCAAAGAGGUGCUCCAACUAGUCCGCUUUUUCCUAGGGUUUACAGAGAUCAUACAUUCUUCAGAACAGAAACUGCAUGAAAAAUCUGGAGGAUAUUGAUAAUACAAUUAUUUGUGUCUCAGUGAGAUAUAAUAUUAUAAGAUGUGAUAUUUUUAUUAUUCAAGAGAGAAGAUCAUCAAUAUGUGAAAUUAGUUUAAUCAAAGAACAAUGUAGCUAUGAACAAGCUACACUAUUUUUCUAAAACAGGGAGGAAUAAUAAUCUCUCAAGGUAUGAAUUAUACAUAUUAUUUAUUUUAAUUAUUUUUCUACUAUAAUAAACUUUUACUAUGAUAAAUUAUAGUGUAUUUAUGGCAGCAAACCUCUACCAAAGAUCGCGCCUUUUGUAUUUUGGGAAUAACAUGUAUUUGUUAAAUUUGAUUCUUGACUGAUUAUUAUUUAUUUGGAUAAUUUUUGUUUUUCAUUGUUUUUAUUUUAAAAAGGGAUGUUGUAUAAAAUUUUAUUGAUAAGAGGACAUCAAUAUUUAAAAUAUCGAAAAAAAAAUUUCAGAAGUCUGUCUAUAGAUUUAUAAUUAGAUUUCAGUUGAAGAAUUAAAUUAGGAUUUAUCUUAAGACACGAUACAGUUUAAUAGAGAUAACCUUUUAUAAUAAAAAUUGUGAUAUUAUAUUUGCAAUUGUAAUUCAACUGAGAAAGGCAUCUAAAGUUCGUUUUGAUAAAUGAAACAUGAGCUUUGUUUCAAAGCAGUUGACUUUAAGCUGCGAAAGAUUGCGUAUCUAGGUCUUCGAAUACUUGAAUGUAAUUUGCAUAUCGAAUAUCAAAUAUCUUUUGAGUAUUUCUUAGAUACUUAAUUCUUGCAUAAAUUACUUGAGAAUUAUGAUUACUAUACACAGUAUGAGAGAAAAACAAAGUCAGUUGCUACAGAAAUCAAUAAUGAUGGUAAAUGAACAUUACAUUAAAGGUCACUUUUUUCAAUUCGAGUAUCUGAUUAUUUUGGAUAAUACUCAAGCGUCUGAUUAAUACUGACGAAUUUCAGUAUCAGAUGGAUACUCAGGUAUGCAGGUAUAAAACUGCAUCUGUUUAUGCUGACAGAACUAUUCUAGAAGUGAGUUUAGAAGAAUUUUCAUUUAAACAGUGAUGUAUAUAAAUUAUAAAAUUUAUUUUAAAAAAUAUAUAAUAAUAAAAUAAUUUAUUAUGAGAAGUUGUAUAGUUUAUAACAUUUAGAUAUUCCAAUUAUUUUGUAACAUAUAAUGUGAUGAAAUUUUAUGAAAUAUAUCUAAAGAGAGAUUGGAUGGAGAAUAAUAAAGUUUUUAUUGAACACGAUAGAAUAAACUUGAUAUAUCGAUUUGAUCACGACAAUUAUUUAAGAUCAAGUUCCGCCUUUUCUAAGUCAUAUAGAAAUCUGUAAAACUGCGCUAUUGUCAUUUCAGUAAACACGUUCUUGAUUUUCCCAUUAUUUUCAAGAUAUAAUUGAAGUUGCAGAUAUGAUCUUGUCUCUUCGUCAGAAUAUGUACUUGCUGCAAUCACUAUAAACAAUUAAAAAAAUAGUAUAUUUAUUCAUUAAUUAUUAAGUGUUAUCCACAUUGUUACAGACUAAGAUAUAGUAUUGGAAAUAAAAGUAAUCAAUAUG
This is a messenger RNA of Odontomachus brunneus, 4997 nucleotides long. It is a transcript of the gene Ripk5, whose product is annotated as dual serine/threonine and tyrosine protein kinase-like. The transcript is spliced from 5 exons. Lineage: Eukaryota; Metazoa; Arthropoda; Insecta; Hymenoptera; Formicidae. The record is from RefSeq and is a predicted model, not a curated record. Gene Ontology annotation, molecular function: ATP binding; protein kinase activity. Gene Ontology annotation, biological process: protein phosphorylation. The coding region runs from base 580 to 3453 and encodes 957 amino acids.